CUUUGGAGUUCCGCACGUGCCACAAUUGGCCCUUUGUGUCGACAUUGAGAGGCCCCAUCGCUACAUUAAGCAACACCCACGUCUUCCAGCUCAGGGGCAAGCGAUACAGCAUGCAAUAUUCAUCUCGAUAAUCUUUUCAACGGUGAUCGAUGCCACUAUCAGAUGCUUGUUGUGGAUGGAUACUGCCAUGUCAAGCACACUACCACUCCUGAGAGGCAGGAUCGCUCUCGACCGCGCCUUGGAGGAUGACGACAACAUACUGAAACAACUCGAGUAUCCCAGACAGAGAGAUGAGUACUUCAACUAUUUGUUCGCCCGCAAGACCGAGAUCGAAGCUAUCGUGUCGUUCCACCUCCGUGUAGAGAAGUGCCGAGUUAGUGAUGUCCAGACCUGGCUAUCUGGCAGCUACAAUGUUUGCAUACCUGUCUACAUAAGUCCUCCCUCCAAUCAAUGUCGCCAGGAAAUGCGGACGAGAAACUUCGCUGUGAGGUUGCUUCGUAUCUAUGGAUUCAGGAGAAUUGUCCCGACGUGUCGAUACCAUAUCUAUUUGGGUUUGGGUUUCCGAAUGGCCAGACUCAUACGGCUCCCGAACAAACAUCUUUAUUCGUUCGGUCGAUGUCACGUAUGAAAAGGACUCUACUUUCAUGGCUUCGAUUUCCGACUCCGUCCCGAUACAUCAAUCGAGGCUGCCAAGAUGCCUUAAGUACUGGCUAUAUCAUCAUCAGUAGGGUUUCGCAAGGAACCAUGCUUUCCAACUCCUGGGAUACGCUCCGCCAUGACAGGACUCGCCGCUCGAAUCUUUUCCAUAGCUUGGCUCGGAUCAUCCUAUCGCUCAACAAAUCUCCGUUAGCAGCUAUCGGCUCCUUGACCUUCAAUGAUCGAGGCUUUAUAACCUUAACCAACCGCCCUCUGACCCUUCAGCUUCAGUCCUUGGAGAAUGAAGAUAUCCCGACUACUAUCAGCAGGGGUUCUACUUACUCAGCUGUGGAACCUUACCUCUCUGACCUUCUGAGCUGCCACGACAACCGUAUCUCCUUUCAGCCAAAUUCAAUCCAUGACGAGGAUGACGGCCAGCAGCAAAUGGCCGCUCUGACUAUGAUGCGUGCAGUCCUUCAUCACUUCUGUCCACGCGAUGCUCGUUACGGACCUUUUGUAUUCACCCUUACUGAUCUUCAUCAGAGCAAUAUUUUUGUUGACGAGGACUGGAAUAUUACUUCUCUAAUCGACUUGGAAUGGGCCUGUUCCUUGCCCAUCCACCUCCAGUGCCCUCCAUACUGGCUUUCAGGGCGGGCUAUAGAUCAGAUGGAACCAGGUGAACAUCUUGACACAUAUCAUCAACUCGUUAUGGAGUACCUCGAAGUUUUCGAACAAGAAGAGAGAGGUAUGGCUAGAGGGGGGAUUUACCAAGCACCAAUACUCAGGAAUUGUUGGGAGACUGGAAGCUUUUGGUACUUCCAUGCCAUAAAUAGUCCCAGGGGGUUGUUUCGAAUCUUUAACGAGCACAUCCAGCGACGUUUCUGUCCACAGCACUGCGAAAUGCGGAUAUUUGAUCAAGUUGUGUCCCCGUAUUGGCGUGCUGGUGCAGCAAAGGAGAUCGAGAGGAAGAUUGAAGAAGAAGAAAGAUACAAGGAACAGUUACGAGCAGUUUUCAGUGCUGAGGGUAUCAAAGAUGCUUCUCUUCGAGGCAUAACCUGA
Molecule: messenger RNA, 1695 nt
Organism: Cadophora gregata
Lineage: Eukaryota; Fungi; Ascomycota; Leotiomycetes; Helotiales; Ploettnerulaceae
Exons: 3
Coding region: 451-1695 (414 amino acids)
Source: RefSeq, a predicted model, not a curated record